This is a messenger RNA of Microcebus murinus (gray mouse lemur), 4907 nucleotides long. It is a transcript of the gene ARHGEF37, whose product is annotated as Rho guanine nucleotide exchange factor 37. Gene Ontology annotation, molecular function: guanyl-nucleotide exchange factor activity; protein binding. Gene Ontology annotation, cellular component: cytoplasm. Lineage: Eukaryota; Metazoa; Chordata; Mammalia; Primates; Cheirogaleidae. The record is from RefSeq and is a predicted model, not a curated record.
GGCUGCGCAGACAGCCGCCGCGCGGCUCGGAGGAAGGAGUGGGGCAGCCAAGGGCGGGAUGCGCGAGCUCCGGUCCCCUAGCUGCGUGUUGUGAGCCUUCUGGGAAUGUGAGCCACCUGAUCCGUGCGACCCAACCGUUUUGCAGGUGGGAAACAGACGCGGGGAGGCCCCUCUGCCAUGGCCAGUCGUGGGGCAGAUGAGCCGUCCUCCAAGUCAGGGAGUCCAGACGGGGAAGGCGGGGUCCCCGAGCACCGAUCGCUGCUCCGUCAGAGACUGGCCGUCAAGGAGCUCGUGGACACCGAGGCCACCUACUUGCACAUGCUCCGGCUCUGUGGCUCCGACAUCAGGAGCCGCCUCCAGCAGUUGCCGCAGGGAGAUCUGGACGUCCUGUUCUCAAACAUCGAUGAAAUCAUCAAGGUUAACGGCAGAUUUCUUCAUGCCUUGCAAGAGACAGCCUCCAAGGAAGAAGAACAAGUAUCCCUAAUUGGUAACUUAUUCCUGGAAUUCCAAGAGGAGUUGGAGCAGGUCUACAAGGUCUACUGUGCCGGCUACGAGCAGGCCUUGCAGCUGGUGGAGGCUUACCGGAAGGAGCCAGAGCUGCAGCGGGAGAUCCAGGGCAUCCUGGAGGCGGUGGUGCCACAAGCUGGAUCUUCAGGCCUCACUUUCUUACUGGUCACCCCUCUGCAGAGGAUCACCAAGUACCCACUGCUGCUGCAGAAAAUCCUGGAGAACACACCCCCUGAUGCCAGUGCCUACCCCAUCCUUGAGAGGGCCACCUCUGCCCUCCAGGACGUGAACGCCAACAUCAACGAGUACAAGAUGCGCAAGGAAGUGGCCUCCAAGUACACCAGGGUGGAGCACCUGAGCCUGCGGGAGCGGCUGGCCCGCAUCAACACGCACACCCUCUCCAAGAAGACCACCCGGCUGAGCCAGCUGCUGAAGCAGGAGGCGGGGCUGGUGCCCAGGACGGAAGACAAGGAAUUUGAUGACUUAGAAGAGAAGUUCCAGUGGGUGUCUCUGUGUGUGACUGAGCUGAGGAGCAACGUGGCUGCGUACCUGGACAAUCUGGAGGCUUUCCUCGGAUGCAGGCCGCACGAAUGCAACCUGGACAUCCCCGGGGGGCCGGUGGUGCAGUAUUGCCACCUGGCCAGGGACCUGCAGCUUGAGGCCUUCCUGAACUUUAAGCAGCGGCUGGAAGGCCUGGUGUGGCGGCCGCUGUGCAGCCUGGCCGGAGCCCUCGCCGGCCCCCGGAACCUCAUCAGGAAGCGUCUGGACAAGCUCCUGGACUUCGAGCAGGUGGAAGAGAAGCUGCUGGAGGUGGGCAGCGUGACCUACGAGGAGGAGGCCACCCGGCACACGUACCAGGCGCUCAACUCCCUGCUGGUGGCUGAGCUCCCGCAGUUUAACCAGCUGGUCAUGCGGUGGCUGGGCCAGGUCCUGCGCACGUUCGUGGCCCUGCAGAGGGACCUCGCAAAGCAGGUGCUGCAGAGGGCAGAGGGCAGCACGGCCCAGCUGCCCCACCACCAUUUCUCCGAGCCGGCCUUCAGGAAGCUGGUGGAGGACGCGCUAGGCCAGAGCAGUAACCAGCUCCGCUCCUUUCAAGAGACCUUCGAGAAAGUGCCGCCACCUCCCACCAUGCAGCCACGCCUUCCAGGGUCUGAACGCCAGGUGCAGGCUCUCCUGAGCAGCUAUGGCCCCGGGAAGCUGUAUCAGGUGACAAGCAACAUCAGUGGGGCUGGGACUCUGGACCUGACACUGCUGCGGGGCCAGAUCGUGGCCCUUCUUCAAAGCAAGGACACCAAAGGCAACAGCGGCCGCUGGCUGGUGGACACUGGGGGACAUCGGGGGUAUGUGUCGGCUGGGAAACUGCAGCCGUACCGCAUGGCCCCCAGUGAGGAGCUCAGAGGGCCAGCGAGGCCACACGAGGACUCCCGACGUCUAACACCAGAGCCCACGCCGGCCCCAGUGCCCUCUGUCCCCACCACGACCCAGGUGGUGGCAGCGUACGCCUUUGAGGCCAGAAGCAGCCAUGAAGUGAGCCUGCAGGCAGGCCAGCCGGUGAGCGUGCUGGAGGCGCAGGACAAGAAGGGGAACCCGGAGUGGAGCCUGGUGGAAGUGAACGGACAGAGGGGCUACGUGCCUUCUGGCUUCCUGGCCAGGGCCCCCAGCCCAGCUCCGUGGGGCUGGAGUCUGCCGUCUUAGGGGCCCUCCCUGCAGCCCGCAUUGCCGAGGGAUGGGGGCUCAGAGCCUGGGACCCCGGAGGGAGAAGAAGCAAAGAAAAGUGGUGGUGGGAGGGAAGAGUGGGCCAGGUGGGUGAAGGCAGCCAGAAGGCGGCCAGAAGAGGUGGGUGGGGACUCUCAAGGCGCUUGGCGGCGUAGGUGGGCACAGAAGGCUCCGGCCAGGACCGCGCAUUGUGUCUGCUUUACGAAGAAGCCACUCCAGCCCGGGGCCGCAACACGCUGGACGGCAGGCCACACUACGGCCACACACACGUGCUGUGCCUCCCUCUGGGCCCGCCCGCCCGUGGGGGCGGGUAGCGGGGUGAACAAGAGCCCGUGCUGUGCGGCUGCGGGGAGGGGCGCUGGGGAGCCCAGUUCACUUCCUGCGUGCGGGGUCAGGAGAAGACCCCGGACUGAGCCGCCGGCUUUGAUGUCCCCAUGCUGGGAGCUGAGUGACCGUGGGCAGCGAAGCGUCUUGCGCGAGGCGGCGGAGAGGCUCCCAGGAGACUCCUGGCUGGGCCUGGGAAUGGGCGUGGCCCAGUCUCAGCUCUGGAAUAUGUGUGGGCACAUUCAGAGGCUGUUCCAGGGAAGAGGGGACUUUGACGGUGUGUCAGGGAGGGUGUGUGAGGCCGCUGGCUGUUUCCUCUGGACCAGGGACAAAGGCCUAUGCAAAUCAUGGAGGAAACCACGAAGCCGAAGCCGGUGACUAAAGCCCUGGCGGGUGGGGCGGUUAGGCAGUGGCUUGCUUUCCUGUUUCUGGGUAGAAGGGGAGCCAGGGGCGGCCCCUGGUGGAUUCAGGGUGCCUCUGAGGGCCAGGAGGAGGUGGCAGAUGUGAUGCCAGUUGGCCGUGGGACCUUAGACAUAGGGCACAACCUCAAUUUUCCCAUCCAGAAAGUUCCAGCUCGCAGGUUGCGGUGAGAAUGAUGUGAAGCCUACCAUGCGGAGGCUCCUUGUAAACUGCAAAGCGUGAUGCCAGUGUAAACGCCGUCGGCGUCUCAGGAGGGCCCCAGCCUCCAGCUGGCAGGGCUGGCCAGCGCAAGCGUCCCCGUGGCCACUCCCCACGCCUGUGUCCGUGGCAGCACGCACCGCUGACCAACAUGGCGUCUUUUCCUGUCCCCCAGGAUCUACCUCGGGGUCCCUCUCAACACUGCUCUCUAGCUGGCCAGUCUCUUAAACUGGGUGAGUGAGUCAUCCCUCUCCAGAACCUGCAAGUUGGAGGCCCCAGAGACUGUUCCUGUUUGCAAGGAGGACCGGCGCAGCGGGGCCAUGCUGGGCGCAGUCCCUGCGGGAUCGUCAUCUCUGGGCUGUCACUUUGGGCAAAGAUAAAUUGUGAGAUUCACAGAAAGGGGCAAAGGCAAUCCAGUGUGGUCUCUCUACAACUUACACAGUUUGGAACCAGCCCAAGGUAGAGUGUAUGCAAAACAGGUGGCAGUUUAGAUUUAUUUCCAGGAACACUUCUGUGUUCUAACUAUAGUGCCUAAAGCUAUGAGCUCUGGUUUUUGAAGAGCUUUUAAGAAAUAUAUAUACACGUCUGUGUCAGACGGUCGGUAACAUGCCUCCUCUGGGCUUGCUAAAGCACGAAGACUCUGCGUAAUGCGGGAGAAACUCUGCCCCCACGAUGCCUUUCUCAGCACCAAAUUCAUUUUAUAGGAUGCUCUUGACUCAUUCUCCUUUCUCUUUCCUGCUCAGAUUUCUGAUAAAAAUAGAAGCACAGGGGAACAGAUAAUAAAAUAGGAAAUCCGCUUGUGGGCUCCGCAGAUACUUGCUGAGAGCCCGUUGCGUGCUUCUAGCUCAGAGGUUCUCAGUGUGGCUGUUCGCUGGAGUUACCUGGGCAGCUUGCAGCUAUGGCACAAGCCAGCGUCCCCCGCACCCAGAGAUUCUGAUGAAAUUAGUCCGGGAUCUGGCUCGGACCUCAGAAAUGCAGAAAGCUCCCCAGGUGCUUCUGCAGUGUAGCCAGGGUGGUGGAAGACCUCUGCCCUGGAAACACAGUGGAGGACAGGUGGAGCUGGGGGCAGAGGUGGCCGUGAGCUCUCAGCUAGCACGUGCCUAGCAGAGCUUUGCACUAGCUGUUUCAGACAGGCGGCUUCAGAGGCAGCUUGAAAAGGAACAGCCUGUUCUGUCAGGUCCCAGAAUGUAUAUUUAUUAAGUGCCAUUAAAAGGGACCUGAACAAAAUUGGAUGUCUUGAAGGCAUCAGGGAGGGAAAUGAAACAUACUUGGAACCAAGUCUAUCUCAUGAAGGGAAAAUAAAAACGUAUUCAGUAGCACAUGGGCUAUGGUUUCUCAUAGACCAGGGGAUAAGAUUAAAAGUCACCGAGGGGUGGGAAAAUGCAUAUUGAGAAGCUGGAGAGUGCUUGUUUUUCUCCAGGGGACUCUAUAAUGUGCCUUUUCCCCUCCAAAUGCCUAGAACCGUCAUACUGUGUCCUACUGAUUUCACUGUUGGGCUGCCACGUACUAAACUUGCUCAGAUAUUUGCCUGUGAGCUGAGCAAGACUUCCAGGAGUGGGAGACUGAUUCGCAAGGGUACCCCUUGCUUCCUGCAAUGGAGUGAGACCUCUUAAAUUCUUUGGGCCCCGACUCAGUUUUCAAUAGGAGGACAAGAUUACAGUAUCAAAAGAAAAACAAAUGAAUUCUGGCUCAGUGAGGAACUGAUGUGAACUGCUGGAAAUAAAGGAUUUCAAAGAUGUAAA